GCGCGUGGAGCCUGGCGUAGCCGUCGCGUCGCCGUCCUCCCCGUGACAUGCGGCCGCCGAGUGCGACGUGUCCGACGAGUCCGGAGCGCCGUGACGUGACGCGAGUGUGCGCCGCGAUGGCGACGUGAGCAUGGCGUGCAUGGCCCGACGCCAUGCUGAGGAUGUCCACGCCGUCGCUCAUGGCGUCCAGCGCGUCCAGCGGCGUGCUGGCCGGUGUGGGGGCGGCGCACGGGCACGCCCCCCGCGGCAACCCGAACCACCACCAGAGGCCGCUGCCGCCGCCCCCGGUGCCGCCGCGGCCUAGCCGCUCCGUGGUGGCGGAGGCGUUGGCGCGCACGCGGCGGGGCGGCAGCGCGCCGCGCGACGCGACCGAGUCCGGCACCGUGAUGGUGGUGCCGGUGACGCCGACGAGGCGCGCGCCGCCGCCGCCCGGCCAGACGCCCCAGCAGCCGCCCUCGCAGCCGCCGGCCGCGCAAGCCGCGCCACCGGGACCACGCGCUUCGCGGGGCAGGCCGCCGCCGCUGCCGGACCAGCCGCCCGUGGCGGUCGUGAACGGCACGCCCAGGUCGCGGUCGGCGGGCCGCCGCCUCAAGGACACCCCCGCGCCCGCACUGCCGCCCUGGGCCCUGGACAAGCAGCGGCACGCGCCGCCCGAGCACGCCGUCGACGUGGUGGGCAAGGCCUCGCGCGAAGCGGACGGCGGCGGCGGCCGUCUCCGGUCACCGUCGAAGCCCCUGGUCCUGAGCCGGCGCCCCAGCCCUGCCGGCAGCCCCGCGCCGUGCGCCAGCCCCCGGCUACGCCGCGCCAGCCCCACCGUCCUAGUCAUCGACCCCAACCACGACUCGCAGCUCAGCUCGCUGGACUCGGGCAAGGCGUCCGAGGACGCGGACGGGGACUGCUCCAGCGGCGGCAGCGCGCGCAUGAGUGACUCUGACGGCGGCCGCAGCGUCGGCAGCGGCGUGCAGCUGCGCCGCCGGUCGCGAAUCCUGCAGUCGGACUGGUUCGAAGUGGAGGGCGACGGCAAGGAGGUCCGCUACUCCAGCUGUCAGAUCACGAUCGAGGACCCCAAGUCCGUGGCCCCGGCCAGCCCCGUGCCCCCGGCCAGCCCCGUGGCCCCCAGCCCCAACAGCAACGGCAGCAACGGCGUGACGGUGGUGGUGUCCGCGCUGCACGGACUGCACAACGACGCGCUCAGCCCGCUGAGCUGUGUGGCCCCUGAUUGCAGGACCAACGCCGGCCUCAAGCGCCUCGUCAUGGCGUCCCUGCAGGGCCUGCCGCCGCUGCCCAAGAGCCUGAGCGGCGCCAACCUGCUGGACGGCAGCGGGCUGCUGUUCACGCCGGCCGAGAUGGCGGCCGUCACCGGCAUGGCGCCGCCCGCGCCCGCACCCGGCGGCGGCUCCGGCGCGCCCUCGCCCGGCUCCGGGUCCGGGUCCGGCCUCAGCCACUCCGGGAGCUUCCGCCACCACUCGAGCGGCAGCCUGAGCUCGCGGCCCACGCCCCCCAGGGGCACCACGCCGCCGACGGGGCCCUCGGGGCCCGCGGGGUCGCGCAACGGCUCGCCCCUGCAGAGCAUGUCGGUGCCGCCGCCGCCGCCGCCCCGCACCGCUCGCCAGGGCAGCCGCACCGCCGCCAGCAGCCUGGACGCCCAGCUCGCCGUGCUCAGGAAGGAGAUGUACGGGCUGCGCCAGCUGGACCUGUCGCUGCUGUCGCAGCUGUGGUCGCUCAACGAGUCCAUCCAGGAGUUCCGGCAGCUGCUGCAGGACGAGGACGCCGACGGCCUGGAGGGCGCCGCCCUGUCGCCGCCGUCGCCGACGUCGCCCGCGUCGCCGCAGAGCUCCGAGGACGACCUGCGCGACCUGAGGGACGCCGACGAGCUGUACUCCGGACUUGGCCUGCCGCUGCAAGGCCUGCAGGGAUUCCAGGGGCUCCAGGGAUUCCAGGGCCUGCAGGGCUUCCAGGGCUUCCCCACGCAGGGUGUGCCGGGCGUGCAGGGCGCGCGCUACCACCGGCCCGGCACGGCGCCGCCACCCGCACCCACGUCCGCCCCCGCGCACCGCCACUACCACUCGGGCCGUACCAGCACUGUGGACUUCGGCGACGUCUGAUGGCGGUCCAACACCAGCCUCCAUUCGUAAUCGGGUGUGGCAGGACAGUGACCACGUGACCAACCUCGGUCAGCAAGUCCCGGCACCUGUUGUGUGCAGACUGACUCGGAGGCGCUAGGAGCGUCGUUGAGGCUGCCCGUCUGCAUUCUUGUAUCUGUUUUAUAGCUUUCUUUUGCGUGUGUGCGUCUAUCUGUGUGUGUAUCUGUGUGUGUAUAUGUGUGUGUGCAUUUGCGUGGAUGUUCUCGUGAGCUGUGCAGUCGUUAAUUGUACAAUAAUUGUAUAGGAAGUGUGACAUGUGUUUUGAUGCAAGGCUAGUGGAACUUGAGUUGUCCUAGAAAAUGGAACGUUUCUUGUCAUACCAUGUUUAUCGCAAUCCGUACCCAAAUUGAUUGCUAACUAAAGAGACUGUUCUUGUUUAAUCGUAGGGUCUACAGUUCUAUCAAAUCAAUGGCCUUUUGUUGGAUCCAGUCUUAACUUUUUCAAAUAGAAGCUUUUAAUUGUUUAUUGAUUUUAACUAAAACACCCAAAUUGCCUUCAUAGAAAUAUUAAAUCAUUUUGAAAAGUGGACUAGUGCCCCGUUUUAUUUUCCACACCAAAUAAAGGGUUCUUUCUUUCUUUCUUUCCUA
Molecule: messenger RNA, 2731 nt
Organism: Thrips palmi
Lineage: Eukaryota; Metazoa; Arthropoda; Insecta; Thysanoptera; Thripidae
Product: verprolin-like
Exons: 2
Coding region: 153-2105 (650 amino acids)
Source: RefSeq, a predicted model, not a curated record